CCCACAAUGUAGUUGUGCGUUAAUGACAAACACACACCAUAUAUUUUCUCAAUGACAAAGACAAUCCCCACAAGCUGUAUCACUACAUUUUUGGUACGAUAUACAUUGACAGCAUAAAUAAUUUCUUUUUACUAGUUAACAUUUUUCUUCAUAUAAUCGCAUCAUACUCGCCGGCCCCUCAUCUUCUCAUCAUAUUAAAGGAGCGCGGCUCUGUAUGAGGCUCGUACUGCAGAGCAAGCGGAAGAAAACGUAAGGUCGCGCGUUAGGAACACACUCACAAUCUAUAUCGGAAGAAGCUCAACUCUCAGCUCUGUUUCGGAAAUGGCAUACACCGCUGUCAAUCGAAUUCCCUACCAGAAACUCAAACAAGAUAGCAGCUACUUCGAAGAUGAAGAUAUUGAUUUAAUACACCUGAGAGAAAAGGUGAUUGGGAAGCUUAGGAGAAAGCCGUCUUCGUUCUGGAACAUCAAGUUCAGAAAAGUGCAUCUGAGGAAGCGAUUGAGGAGGAUUAAGGUACCCAGCUUGAAGAAAUUCUUAAGGAGAAAAUCUAGAUUAAUCGUGGCCGCACUGGAUAAAAUUUUGAAGAGGUUGAAGGAAAGCCAGUCACAUUUUGGGGAUCUUUUUGCUGGGAAUUACAUGUUUAUGCAGGUCUCUCCGACUCCAUUGAAAAUUUGUGCCCAAAAUCCCAAAUCUCUCCAUCUGAAAACUGUCACCAGAGCUGAUUACCUGCCUAAUGGAUUCUCAUCAGUAGGUUCCGCUAGGUAUUACGAUUAGUAGUUAUCAUUCGUUUUAGCAUCCAUUAAUUUCCUUGCAUGCGUUUUGUUCUUCAAGUAUCGGCAGAUUAUUUGGAUUUUAUGGUAAAAGCUUUGCAUUUGGCUGA
Solanum tuberosum (potato) is the source of this 880-nucleotide messenger RNA. RefSeq lists its product as uncharacterized. Lineage: Eukaryota; Viridiplantae; Streptophyta; Magnoliopsida; Solanales; Solanaceae. The transcript has 2 exons. The record is from RefSeq and is a predicted model, not a curated record. Bases 322 to 774 code for a protein of 150 amino acids.